GGGAAGGCAACAUCAUCAGAAAUUUCCACGGUCUCCUCGGAAAAAUCCCAAGGUUCCUGCCACAAGCACUGUUACACCAGCCACAACUGGACACUCUUCCAUUAUGGCAUCAACUUCCUCUGUCAGGCCAGCCACUCUUACUAUGCCACAACCACUGACUGAAACAGCAGCAGCUGCCUCAGCUGGUACCAGUUGGACUGUCCAAACAGAGAACAUGCAAAUUGAGCUGCCAUCUGCACUUAGGGCAUCCACACCACCAUCCUUUAGGAUGAAUACCCCACCCCCGACUACUGGAGUGGACCCGGAUACCCCAAAGAAAGGUAGCAAGCGCAUGGCAAAAGACCAAUCUCGCCUAGACCCAAAUGAAAUCUGGAAUCCAUCAAGAGAGGAGAUCUCUCAGCAUGUCCUUGGAAUUAACCUCUGUGUUAGCUGCUGGCAGAACGGCCACAAAGCUAAGAGAUGCCCAGAUAGAAAAGAGGCUUUUGGAGGCUACUAUACAGAAACUGUACUGAAGCACCCAAAUUUCCAGCCACAUCUGGAAGAAUGGAUACAGUUUCGCAAGAGGACGGGCAAGCCCUGGAGACUGGAAAAUCACACAGUGGAAGCCCUGGUGGUUAUCCCUCCUUAUUGCUUUAAAUGCAAAACA
Paraglomus brasilianum is the source of this 646-nucleotide messenger RNA. Lineage: Eukaryota; Fungi; Glomeromycota; Glomeromycetes; Paraglomerales; Paraglomeraceae. The record is from the annotation of a GenBank genome assembly.